Molecule: messenger RNA, 531 nt
Organism: Symbiodinium sp. CCMP2592
Lineage: Eukaryota; Dinophyceae; Suessiales; Symbiodiniaceae
Source: the annotation of a GenBank genome assembly
AUGGGCAGUCUUUGCUGCCCUCCUGCUGCGCCGUCGCCAGUCAUCGUCCACAUUUAUGACGUGACAGGCACCGCGCCGAUGCAGGUUGUUAACGGCUUAUUGCGCCCUUUCGGCACGGGUGCCUUCCAUGCUGCCGUGGAAGUUCAUGGUAGAGAGUGGAGCUACGGGCUAACGCCAUGGGGUCCUGGCAUAUUUGAAAACCCACCAGGAGAGUGCGAUCAGCAUUCAUACCGGGAAUCGAUUCAAAUGGGCAACACGGACCUCACCCCCUUCGAAGUGCAGAUGCUCCUUGCCGACAUGGCCAAGCGAUGGCGUGGUCGGCAGUACGACUUGCUCAACAAGAACUGCACGCACUUCGCCGACGAGCUCUGCCAGCUUUUGGGGGUUGGAGAGCUUCCCUCCUGGGUGACGAAUUUGGCAGGAGCUGCCUCCAGAGUUGGCCCAGGACUCCGCGAACUGAGAGAAAGACUCUUCAACCCCUUCGGCUUCAGAGAGAACCCGGAGAAGAACGCAAUGGAGGCUUCUCGAUGA